CCCCGGGGCCCCGCCAGCCCAGCUCUGCGCUCGCCGUCCGCAUCCUUCCGCCGCCGCCUCCGCCCGCGCCCCCUGCGCACCGCUGAGUCUGCCUGCUCGCCUGCCCGUCCGCCCGGGCGCUGGCCUCUUCCCAUGCGGGCGGCGCGGGCCCUGGGAGGGGCGCCCCGAGCCAGCCGCGCAGCAUGCACUGGGGGGUUGGCUUUGCCUCGUCCAGGCCGUGCGUGGUGGACCUGAGCUGGAACCAGAGCAUCUCCUUCUUCGGCUGGUGGGCCGGGUCCGAGGAGCCCUUCUCCUUUUAUGGGGACAUCAUCGCUUUCCCUUUGCAGGAUUACAGUGGGAUCAUGGCAGGGCUGGGCUCGGAUCCCUGGUGGAAGAAAACCCUUUAUUUGACCGGGGGAGCUUUGCUGGCCGCGGCUGCGUAUCUGCUCCAUGAACUCCUGGUCAUUAGGAAGCAGCAAGAGCUGGACUCCAAAGAUGCUAUUAUCCUGCAUCAGUUUGCACGACCUAACAAUGGUGUCCCCAGCCUGUCUCCCUUCUGUUUGAAAAUGGAAACUUACCUAAGAAUGGCUGACCUACCCUAUCAGAACUAUUUUGGCGGAAAACUCUCUGCCCAAGGGAAAAUGCCUUGGAUUGAAUAUAAUAAUGAAAAAGUGUCUGGCACAGAAUUCAUAAUCGACUUUCUGGAAGAGAAACUUGGAGUGAACUUAAACAAAAACCUUGGCCCCCAUGAGAGAGCUGUCUCAAGAGCCGUGACCAAGAUGGUGGAGGAGCACUUCUACUGGACGUUAGCUUAUUGCCAGUGGGUGGACAAUCUCAAUGAGACCCGGAAGAUGCUGUCACUUAGUGGUGGUGGUCCCUUCAGUAACCUGCUCAGGUGGGUCGUGUGCCACAUAACAAAAGGAAUUGUGAAGCGGGAGAUGCACGGCCACGGCAUUGGCCGCUUCUCGGAGGAAGAGAUUUACAUGCUGAUGGAGAAGGACAUGCGGUCUUUAGCGGGGCUUUUGGGUGACAAGAAGUACAUCAUGGGGCCCAAGCUCUCCACUCUUGAUGCCACUGUCUUUGGACACUUAGCUCAGGCGAUGUGGACCUUGCCGGGGACAAGACCGGAGCGGCUGAUCAAAGGUGAGCUGAUCAACCUGGCCAUGUACUGCGAGAGGAUCAGGAGGAAAUUCUGGCCCGAGUGGCACCACGACGAUGACAACACCAUCUAUGAGUCUGAGGAGAGCAGCGCCGAGGGCAGCAAGACUCACACGCCCAUGCUGGAUUUUAGCUUUUACUCAAGGACAGAGACCUUUGAAGACGAGGGGGCAGAGAACAGUUUUUCCAGGACCCCAGACACGGAUUUCACAGGACACUCGCUCUUUGACUCUGAUGUGGACAUGGACGACUACACAGACCACGAACAGUGCAAAUGAUGCUCCAUCACGGACAUCAUCCUCAGAAGUCACCACUCCCUGGGGUGGGUCUGGUUUCCCAGAUAGAAAUCCGCUGAGCUGGGAGGAGAUCUUCAAGCCUGGCCCAGUUUUAACAUGCUAACUGGACUAUAAGCCGCCUUCUUUCUUUCUUUCUUUCUUUCUUUCUUUCUUUCUUUCUUUCUUUCUUUCUUUCUUUCUUUCUUUCUUUCUUUCUUUUGUACAAACAAAAACACAGAACCAUUCAGAUGGCUCCGUCUAAAACAGACAAAACAAAAUAUCAGCAUGGUACCUGAAAUCCAUUUUUGUUUUCAUUAGAAAACCAAUAUUGUGUAGGAGGGCAGGUACUGGAGUGGGUUGUCAACUGGGCAUUCAUAUCGAUCCUUUGCAACUGAGGACUCGGCUGUCAGAUGGAUUCUUGACCAUCUUUCAUUGACUGGGGUUUUAAGUAACGAGAAAUACGAUCAGAAAAGACGUAGGAGCUCAUGUCCCUUGGCUGCUGUUGUAGUUUGUAUGUGUACUUGUCUGUCGAGACAGAAGCCGAAUGAAGUCCACCGAUACUCGGUGGAUGGCUGUCCCCUGUGCGGCGCAGAGUGGGGGUGCUAUGCGACUAGAGUUUCAUUCUCAACCCUGCCGGUGACUAGCUGUGCGAUUCGGGGCAGGUCCUUUAACUAUUGUGUGCCUCAUUUCCCCCACCUGUACGGUGGGGGUUACAAUACUCUCCACCUACCUACCUCACAGGGGUGUUGUGGGGACUCACGUGGCAGCAUUAGUGUGAUGCUUUCAACCUCCGGGACGUGGUGCAACAUGAACUUACUUUCUUCUUCCUCGUGCUUCAUAAAUGUUAGGGUCUGAGGGCGGAGGACUUUCAUACUUGGGCAAGAAGCGCAGUCACUUGCCAAGGCUGUGCCGAUGAAACCAACACAAAGCCAAUUAGGACUGUGUCGUUUCUCUUUGUGACUUUGCUGGAGGAACUUUGGAAGGAACUUUGCCAAUCAGCAGCAGCUACGCAUGGUCCCCAGCUCUGUGCUUUACAGAACAGCAUCUCUUCCUUUGCUGGGCGCAUCAGAAUGUGGCUUUGAUGUGCCCCGCAAGUGCUGACCUACCUGUGUUUAUUGAUUUGCAGAAGGUAAAGCUUAGGACCAUGGCAGGUUAGCAGAGAGAAAGGAGAGUAGUUGACUUUGUAGGCAGACGCUUGUCCACUGUUGUAUAUGUUUUUGAAGACGGAGAUGUAUUGGAAAGAGGCGCAUGAAGGUGUUUCUUGUGUCUGAGUCCUCUGCACUUUCCUUGUCAGGUGUCUCCUUGUUGUUGGGUGACAGCAUGAUAUCACUGACAUCUUGUGUUUCAUGACACUUAUCCCUUCCCAUCACCCUCUCCCUGUUCUCCCUCGCCACAGAGCCUCUGAGCAGGUGGGUGGGAUUUCCCUGUAUUUGUUUUUGUCUCUGAAGACAGCAUUGGAUAGCUUAGUUCAUUUCGCAGGCAAUUGUGGGGCAAGGGUUCUGUGAUGGCUGUGGAUUUGGUCUUAAUAGACUUAACUGCACACCAGUGGCUUUGUUUCUGACCAGUGGGGUAGGGAUUACUUCACAUAGGGUUGAAGAGUCCCUUCGAAGAUGGAAGUUUCUGAGAAAUUAAUGUAGUUUGCUAGAAAAGUAAACUCUUUUUAAUGUAGCUGUUCCAUGAAAAUCUUUGGGGUCCAUUUUCAAAGAGGCAAAGAGGGAGUGUUUUGAAGAUGUUUGCCACUAUGGGAGUCAUGGGGCGUAUGGAAAUGGGAAUAAUGUUGAACUCCUAAGUUAGAAAUUCUUACCUGUAGAAAACUUAGCUAUGAAUAUUUUGUAUUAAAGCCAUCCCUAUUGGGAGAGCCUGUUUUAUGAGAGAGAGAGAGAGAG
Apodemus sylvaticus (European woodmouse) is the source of this 3298-nucleotide messenger RNA. It is a transcript of the gene Faxc, whose product is annotated as failed axon connections homolog, metaxin like GST domain containing. Bases 183 to 1415 code for a protein of 410 amino acids. Gene Ontology annotation, cellular component: cytoplasm. The record is from RefSeq and is a predicted model, not a curated record. NCBI's taxonomy places the organism in Eukaryota, Metazoa, Chordata, Mammalia, Rodentia, Muridae. The transcript has 6 exons.